UUCCCCUCUGAAUGAGUUUCGGCGGCCAGUCCUCCAGCGGCAGACCUCCAUCACCCAGACCAUCCGGAGGGGCACCGCGGACUGGUUUGGUGUGAGCAAGGAGAGCGACGCCACGCAGAAAUGGCAGCGCAAAAGCCUGCGCCACUGCAGCAUGCGCUAUGGCAAGCUGAAGCCACAGGUGAUCCGUGAGAUGGACCUCCCGAGCCAGGACAACAUCUCCCUGGCCAGCACGGAGACGCCCCCUCCGCUCUACGUGCCCCCCUGCCAACUGGGCAUGCAGAGGAUCAUCGACCCCCUGGCCCGUGGACGGGCCUUCCGGAUGCCCGACGACAGUGAUGGUUACAGCAUGCCCCACACGCCCAUCACGCCCGGGGCCGCGUCUCUGUGCUCCUUCACCAGUUCGCGGUCCGGCUUCAAUCGCUGGCCCCGGAGGCGGAAGAGGGAGUCGGUCGCCAAGAUGAGCUUCCGGGCGGCAGCGGCUUUGGUGAAGGGCCGUUCGGUGAGAGACGGCACGCUCCGGCCCACCCAGCGAUGCAGCUUCACCCCGGCCAGUUUCCUGGAGGAGGACACGGGGGACUUCCCGGACGAGCUGGAUACCUCCUUCUUUGCCCGGGAAGGAGUCCUCCAGGAAGAACUCUCCACGUGCCCCGACGAGGUCUUUGAGUCGCCCUCCGAAGCAGCCAUCCGGGAUGCCGACGCGAAAGCCCCCCCGCCAGCGCAGCCAGGGCUCACGGGGGGGGCCUUGGACCGAAAUGAGCUGGAGAGGAGCCACCUCCUGCUGCCGCUGGAGCGUGGCUGGCGGAAGCAGAAGGAGGGGUCCGUGUUCCAGCCCAAGAUCCGCCUGCGCCAGGAGGUGGUGAGCCUGGGCCUGCAGCGGCGCGGCCAGCGCAUCACGGUGCCCGUGCGGAAGCUGUUUGCCAAAGAGAAGCGCCCCUAUGGGCUGGGCAUGGUGGGCCGGCUGACCAACCGCACGUACCGCAAGCGCAUCGACAGCUACGUCAAGCAGCAGAUCGAGGACAUGGACGACCACCGGCCCUUCUUCACGUACUGGGUCACCUUCGUGCAUUCGCUCAUCACCAUCCUGGCCGUAUCGAUCUACGGCAUCGCCCCCGUGGGCUUCUCCCAGCACGAGGCUGUGGAUUCGGUCUUGCGAAACCGGGGCGUCUAUGAAAAUGUGAAGUACGUUCAGCAGGAGAACUUCUGGAUUGGUCCCAGCUCAGAAGCCCUGAUCCACCUGGGGGCCAAAUUCUCCCCGUGCAUGCGGCAGGACCAGCAGGUACACAGCGGCAUCAACGCCGCCCGCCAGAAGGAGAAGCACUCGGCCUGCUGCGUGCGCAACGACAAGUCCGGUUGUGUGCAGACGGCCGAGGAGGAGUGCUCGUCCACCUUGGCCGUGUGGGUGAAAUGGCCGCAGCACCCCAACGCCCCCCUGCUGGCAGGAGAGAAGCGACAGUUUGGCUCUGUCUGUCACCAAGACCCCCGGGUGUGUGAGCAGCCGGCCUCCACAGACCCUCACGAAUGGCCCGACGACAUCACCAAGUGGCCGAUUUGCACCAAAAACAGCGCUGGGAACCACACCAACCACCUGCAUGUGGACUGUGUGAUCACUGGGCGCCCCUGCUGCAUUGACACCAAGGGAAGGUGCGAGAUCACCUCCCGCGAGUAUUGCACCUUCAUGCACGGCUAUUUCCACGAGGAGGCCACCCUGUGCUCACAGGUUCACUGCAUGGACGACGUUUGCGGGCUCCUGCCCUUCCUCAACCCGGAGGUUCCAGACCAGGUUUAUCGCCUUUGGCUCUCGCUCUUCCUUCACGCAGGGAUCCUGCACUGCCUGGUGUCGGUGUGUUUCCAAAUGACCAUCUUGCGAGACUUGGAGAAGCUGGCCGGUUGGCACCGCAUCGCCAUCAUCUACCUGCUGAGUGGUGUCACAGGAAACUUGGCCAGUGCUAUCUUCCUGCCCUACCGGGCUGAGGUGGGUCCAGCGGGCUCCCAGUUUGGCAUCCUGGCCUGCCUCUUCGUGGAACUCUUCCAGAGCUGGCAGAUUCUGGCCCGGCCCUGGAGGGCCUUCUUCAAGCUGCUGGCCGUUGUGGUCUUCCUCUUUGCCUUUGGCCUCCUGCCGUGGAUCGACAACUUUGCCCACGUCUGCGGCUUCAUCAGUGGGCUCUUCUUGUCCUUCGCCUUCCUGCCCUACAUCAGCUUUGGCAAGUUUGACUUGUAUCGGAAGCGGUGCCAGAUCGUCGUCUUCCAACUGGUCUUCCUCGGCCUCUUCUCCGGGCUGGUGGUCCUGUUCUACUUCUACCCCAUCCAGUGCAAAUGGUGCGAGUUCCUCACCUGCAUCCCCUUCACAGACAAGUUCUGUGAGAAGUACGAACUGGACACGCAGCUCCACUGA
Euleptes europaea (tarantolino) is the source of this 2392-nucleotide messenger RNA. It is a transcript of the gene RHBDF1, whose product is annotated as rhomboid 5 homolog 1. The coding region runs from base 152 to 2392 and encodes 746 amino acids. Gene Ontology annotation, cellular component: endoplasmic reticulum membrane. Gene Ontology annotation, biological process: regulation of protein secretion; regulation of epidermal growth factor receptor signaling pathway. The record is from RefSeq and is a predicted model, not a curated record. Lineage: Eukaryota; Metazoa; Chordata; Lepidosauria; Squamata; Sphaerodactylidae. Gene Ontology annotation, molecular function: serine-type endopeptidase activity. The transcript is spliced from 16 exons.